This is a messenger RNA of Prunus armeniaca (apricot), 366 nucleotides long. The record is from the annotation of a GenBank genome assembly. Lineage: Eukaryota; Viridiplantae; Streptophyta; Magnoliopsida; Rosales; Rosaceae.
AUGCGUUGGCAAAAGCAAGGGAAAUGGUUCGAAGUGGUGAAAAUCAUGGCGAUGAGAUUCUUCAAGCACAAAUGUGGUUUUGUGCCAUUGGCCAAGAAUUGUUUAAAAUUCACUACACGUGGUUCGUUCAGUUGUGUGAAGAAAACCAUUGCACAUGGCUCCUCAAGUGAACAAUAUCCGCAAUCGGUUCUCGUGAUGUGUUCCGUGGAGGAAAUAAUGGCACUAUUAUUUCCUCCAAAAGAAAAUACACCCACACGUCUUGAUCCGGUGGAACCACCUUCGCCAAUGAUUGAGUUGUCCUUAUACUCUAUUGUGUCAAACUAUGAUGACCGGAAGUAUUUCAAUUGUAUGAUGAGUGAGAUGUGA